AUGAGAGUCAAGAAGUUUGUGUCACAGUUUAGUACUAAGUUUUGGUGUGUCAACUUUGUGGAGAUGGGUUUCUUGUUGAUGCUUUAUGCUGUUGGUGCUCUUUUGGCCCUAAGAUUUCUCUUCAAGAAUGUAAAUUGGUUGCUCUAUGAAUACAGACUAGGGGAAAAGCGAUACUUUCUUCCUCCAGGUGACAUGGGUUGGCCUUUAAUAGGCAACAUGUGGUCCUUCCUCAAAGCUUUCAAGACCAAUGACCCUGAUUCUUUCAUGGCUUCCUUUGUCUCAAGGUUUGGAAAGAGUGGCAUAUACAAGGUCUUGAUGUUUGGAAACCCAAGUGUUAUUGUAACAACACCUGAAGCAUGCAGAAGAGUUUUGACGGAUGAUGACAAAUUCACUUUAGGUUGGCCCCGUUCUACAGUAGAGCUCAUUGGAGAAAAAUCAUUCAUUUUAAUGCCCUAUGAAGAACAUAAGCGCCUUAGACGCUUAACAUCUUCCUCAAUCAAUGGCUACGAAGCACUCUCCGUUUACUUGAAAUAUAUUGAAGAAAUUGUAAAAAGUUCAUUGGAGAAAUGGACUACCAUGGGAGAAAUUGAGUUUUUAACUCAAAUGAGAAAGCUUACUUUUAAAAUCAUUAUACAUAUUUUUCUUGGCGCAGAAAGUGAAUCUAUUAUGGAGGCUUUGGAGAAAGAAUACACAAUACUUAAUUAUGGGGUUAGAGCUAUGCGAAUUAACCUUCCUGGAUUUGCAUUCCAUAAAGCAUUGAAGGCCAGGAAAAAUCUAUUGGCUGUGUUUCAAUCUGUUGUGGAUAAGCGAAGAAACGAAAGGAAGGAAAAAUUGUCCAACAAAAAAGCCAAAGAUAUGAUAGAUGCUUUAAUAGACGUUGAAGAUGAAAAUGGAAGAAAAUUAGGUGAUGAGGAGAUCAUUGAUAUUAUGUUGAUGUAUUUAAAUGCGGGUCAUGAAUCCUCAGGACAUAUUACCAUGUGGGCCACCUAUUUUCUCCAAAGGCAUCCAGAAUAUUUCAAGAAGGCCAAGGAAGAACAAGAAGAAAUACUAAGAAAAAGGCCUUCAACACAAAAAGGUUUGAUACUCGAAGAAGUUCGAAAGAUGGAAUAUCUUUCUAAGGUGGUUGAUGAAACAUUACGUGUGGUUACAUUCUCACUAAUGGUCUUUCGAGAGGCAAAAUCUGAUGUCAAUAUCAAUGGUUACAUGAUUCCAAAAGGUUGGAAAGUUCUAACUUGGUUCAGGUCAGUUCAUCUUGAUCCUGAAAUAUAUCCUAAUCCAAAGGAGUUCAAUCCCGAGAGAUGGAAUGAGAUUCGCAAGGCUGGAGAAUUCCUUCCAUUUGGUGCAGGAACUAGACUAUGUCCUGGGAAUGAUCUUGCCAAGUUGGAAAUCUCGGUUUUCCUUCAUCAUUUUCUUCUGAAUUAUGAGCUCGAACAACUGAAUCCUGAAUCACCCCUAAGAUUCUUACCCCACACAAGGCCUUUGGACAAUUGUUUGGCAAGGAUCAAGAAGGUCAAAUAAUGGCAAGAUCCUAAAGGAAAAAGAGCAGCAUCUCAAUAU
Molecule: messenger RNA, 1557 nt
Organism: Abrus precatorius (Indian licorice)
Lineage: Eukaryota; Viridiplantae; Streptophyta; Magnoliopsida; Fabales; Fabaceae
Product: ent-kaurenoic acid oxidase 2-like
Exons: 9
Coding region: 1-1518 (505 amino acids)
Biological process (GO): sterol metabolic process; multicellular organism development; brassinosteroid homeostasis
Cellular component (GO): endoplasmic reticulum
Molecular function (GO): iron ion binding; heme binding; ent-kaurenoic acid monooxygenase activity
Source: RefSeq, a predicted model, not a curated record